This is a messenger RNA of Camellia sinensis, 861 nucleotides long. The record is from RefSeq and is a predicted model, not a curated record. Lineage: Eukaryota; Viridiplantae; Streptophyta; Magnoliopsida; Ericales; Theaceae.
AUGUCUUGGAAUGUUAGAGGCUUGGGUAGGCUGGAAAAACGACGUAGAGUGAAGCAGAUGAUUAAAGAAAAAAGAGUAGAUGUUUUGCUCCUUCAAGAAACCAAGAGCAGAAAUAUUGAUGUUACUUUUGUUCGAUCUAUUUGGCCUUGGGAGAAGCUGGAAUUUAUGGCUGCAGAUUCGGAUGGGAGUGCUGGAGGGCUUUUGAGUAUUUGGAAUCCUGAAGUUUUCUCCUUAUCAGAGUGUUGCAGUAACAGAAAUUUUUUGCUUCUAUCAGGUACUCUUUCUGGUUCAUUUGAGUGUGUCUUCUUAAAUAUUUAUGCGCCUAAUGAUGUGGUCCAAAGAGCUAAGUUGUGGAAUUCUAUCCUCAAUAUAAGAUCCUCUUUUCUAAAGCCUUGGUGCAUGGGUGGUGAUUAUAAUGAGAUUAGAGUUCCUAACGAAAGAAGAGGAUGUACUAGAAGUUCCAAAGGGAUGCAUGAUUUUAACAAUUUUGUAGAUCAUCUGGAAAUGUUGGAUUUACCUAUGUUGGGUAGGAAUUUUACAUGGUGUAAUUCUUUGGAAGGUGAAAGGUGGAGUAGAAUUGAUAGGUUUCUGUUGGAUCCCACCUGGGUUCAAGGGUGGGCUAGGUACAGAGCUAAGGCGAAAUUGUGUAGUCUCAAAGCUGAGUUGAAAAGGUGGAAUUCUGAAGUGUUUGGUUGUGUGGAGGACCAACUCAAAAAGGCUGAAGUUGAGUUGCAUGAGCUUGAUCUGUUGGCGGAAAUGAGGUCAUUAGAACCUCAUGAAGUUGUAAGAAGAAGGGAGGUCAAAAACUUGGUGUGGUCAUAUAGAAAGAAAUUGGAUUGGAUAUGGUUCCAAAAGUCUUGA